AUGAUUACACAUCACAAGCCUAGGACUUCUGCUCCUAUCGUUGAUAGCGACCUGUCAUCUACUACUCAACAAGCAAACGGAAGCGAUAUCGAUACCAAGGAGGCUGUGGAGCCAAGCGCCGAAAGCCAAGAUGAAAGGGUCAACGAGGUGAAAAUCGCGGAACGAAGCCGUGCAAGUCACAUACCAGAAGCUGCUCUUCCAGCAGCUAUUGGUGUACCACUGCCAAAAGCAAAGGAUCAACCAAUUCUUCCCGAUGAUUUCGAUUGUGCCUCAAAGCCGAAUGGCCUGUACUCAAUCGGCUGCAAAACGGAAUAUGUUACUUGCGUUCUUGGCCAUCCGUUCUACUUCCAUUGUCCCAGUAACCUGAUAUUUUAUGAGGCUGCGCAAACUUGUGAUCAUGCAGAGAACAUCGCUGAGUGCUCAAAUGUCUCCUUGGGCACUAGAGACGCUCAUGAGUACAUUUAUAAAUUCCUUUGCUCAUUUGCCGCAGUGUUUCAAGGCUACCGUUUUCGAACUAUCCACUAG
Gongylonema pulchrum is the source of this 525-nucleotide messenger RNA. The record is from the annotation of a GenBank genome assembly. Lineage: Eukaryota; Metazoa; Nematoda; Chromadorea; Rhabditida; Gongylonematidae.